Molecule: messenger RNA, 2798 nt
Organism: Labrus mixtus (cuckoo wrasse)
Lineage: Eukaryota; Metazoa; Chordata; Actinopteri; Labriformes; Labridae
Gene: slc9a8
Product: solute carrier family 9 member 8
Exons: 16
Coding region: 121-2091 (656 amino acids)
Biological process (GO): regulation of pH; proton transmembrane transport; sodium ion transport
Cellular component (GO): membrane; Golgi apparatus
Molecular function (GO): sodium:proton antiporter activity
Source: RefSeq, a predicted model, not a curated record
CAUGCAUGUUCCAGGAAGUGGAGUCGUGAUGUCAACAGAUACACGGUGCUGUCGACAUGGAACUUCCACACAUUUGUAUCAUUAAAUGCUGUUUUCGGCUUUAAAUUCACCAGUUUGAGAAUGAGAGGCGUUUGUCACAACAUUUUGUUGCUAUCCUUUUUGCUGUUAUUCGUUAAUCCGUGCGUGCCUCAGCGAGGUAAGAGGGACGACUCGUUGGACCGACGUGGGAGAGAUGACGACGACGGACAGGAUGUAAACCAAAACGACAAUCCUUUAGUUAAACACCAGCAAGCAUCGAUAAAACAUGAUAAUAAGGAUGGACUCGAGUCACACGACCCCCAACAGGAUGGACCGUCUGUCAGCAAGUCCAAUGACACGGAUAACAACAGCAAUGAGACCCUCCGGUCUACAACACCUGCCACCAAGCCGAAUACUCCAGUACCCCCUACUCCCAAGCCUAUACUGCCUGUUCAGACAGGCGUUAAGGCCCAAGAAGAGGAGCAGUCCAGUGGGUUGACCAUAUUCUUUAGCCUGCUGGUUAUCGGUAUCUGCAUCAUAUUGGUGCACCUGCUUAUCAAGUUCAAGCUACAUUUUCUUCCAGAGAGUGUGGCUGUCGUGUCCCUCGGGAUUCUAAUGGGAGGCUUCAUUAAGCUCAUUGAGUUCCAGGAACUUGCCAACUGGAAGGAGGAGGAAAUGUUCCGACCCAACAUGUUCUUCCUUUUGCUGCUGCCGCCCAUCAUCUUUGAAUCUGGAUACUCUUUACAUAAGGGAAACUUCUUCCAGAACAUUGGCUCCAUUACUCUCUUUGCUGUGAUUGGCACAGUCUUCUCUGCCUUCAUAGUCGGAGGAGGGAUCUAUUUCCUUGGGCAGGCGGACGUGAUCUAUAAGAUGUCCAUGACUGAUAGCUUUGCCUUCGGCUCUCUGAUCUCGGCCGUGGACCCUGUAGCUACCAUCGCCAUCUUUAACGCCCUCAACGUGGACCCAGUCCUCAACAUGCUGGUGUUUGGUGAGAGCAUCCUCAACGAUGCUGUCUCCAUUGUUCUCACCAACACAGCCGAGGGGUUCUUUUCCCACUCAGACAACUCCACGGUAACAGGCUGGGAGACUUUUAUACAGGCGUUGGGUUAUUUCCUUCGAAUGUUUUUCGGUUCUGCCGCCCUGGGAACCCUCACCGGACUCAUCUCGGCUCUUUUUCUAAAACACUUUGAUCUGAGGAAGACUCCUUCACUGGAGUUCGGUAUGAUGAUCAUCUUUGCAUACCUUCCUUAUGGCCUGGCAGAAGGAAUCAAACUGUCAGGAAUAAUGUCCAUCCUGUUUGCUGGGAUUGUGAUGUCCCACUACACCCAUCAUAACUUGUCUCCUGUUACUCAGAUCCUCAUGCAGCAGACUCUGCGCUCAGUGGCCUUUAUGUGUGAGACAUGCGUGUUCGCCUUCCUUGGUCUCUCCAUCUUCAGCUUCCCUCAUAAGUUUGAAAUAUCCUUCGUCAUCUGGUGCAUAGUUUUGGUUCUUCUCGGCCGAGCGGUGAACAUCUUCCCUCUGUCGUUCCUGCUGAACUUUUUCAGAGACCACAAGAUCACACCCAAAAUGAUGUUCAUCAUGUGGUUUAGUGGUUUACGGGGUGCUAUCCCCUACGCCUUAAGCCUUCAUCUCGGCCUGGAGCCCAUCGAGAAGCGGCAGCUAAUCGGCACCACCACCAUCAUCAUCGUCCUCUUCACCAUCCUCCUCCUCGGGGGCGGGACCAUGCCCCUUAUCCGCCUCAUGGACAUCGAGGAAAGCCAGUCGCGACGGAAGAACAAGAAAGACAUCAAUCUCAGCAAGACGGAGAAAAUGGGCAACACCAUUGAGUCCGAGCACCUAUCAGAACUGACAGAGGAGGAGUACGAGGCUCAUAUCUACCAGAGGCAAGAUCUGAAGGGCUUUAUGUGGCUCGAUGCUAAAUACCUUAACCCCUUUUUCACUCGCAGGCUAACCCAAGAGGACCUGUUACAUGGCCGGAUCCAGAUGAAGACCCUCACAAACAAGUGGUACGAAGAAGUUCGCCAGGGACCCUCGGGCUCUGAAGAUGACGAGGACGAAGCAGAACUCUUGUGAAGUGAACAAACACUCUCAAAAGAACGGACAUGUUGUGUCCUUGGCUGUGGGAGUGUUUGUUUUAGCUCCAGGUUGUGUUUUUUCAGUAUCGGUCACAUGCACUUUUUUUUUUUUUUUUUUCCAUUUACUUACCUCUGUCUUCAUGUGACAGAAGAGUGUAUGUCAGUACAAAGCAUCAACCUCCGGUGUUGAAGAAUGAAGCCAAUGCGGAUGUGAAAAAUGCUGCAGUUCUUUGAGGGUCUGCUCAAUGCUGGCUCCAGAAGCCCUGGAUGUCACAUACACAAACCAUUCGAAAAAGCCAAUUUUUACAGCAGAAAUUAACAUGUUUACAGCCUGAUUCAAAAAAUGAAAUUGGUCUGAUUAGUAAUUGUCCUCACAGGCACACUCUGUACUGUGAUUUUUUUAUAUAAUCUGUUUUAAUUUUCUGAACGAUACGUGUUAUCCAUAGUUAGGCGCGAUGUAACGGUUUGUCAGGAGGCUUUAAACCCGCCUCAGCUCCGGCUCUAAAACUGUUGAUAGGUUGACUGAAAGUUAGGCUGAGACAGGAUAUCCAGAUGAGCCUCCAGAUCCCCCCUGCCGCAGCAGAUGGGUGACGUCACUCAGGCUUCGUACAUUAAUAUUUACAGUCUAUGGUCAGUACACAAAGUGACUGGAAGGUUUCAGAUCAACGUGAAGUUGCAGUAAAACUGGAUGAGAAUUGGCAACAA